This is a messenger RNA of Siniperca chuatsi (mandarin fish), 5086 nucleotides long. RefSeq names its product aldehyde dehydrogenase 8 family, member A1 (gene aldh8a1). Gene Ontology annotation, molecular function: retinal dehydrogenase (NAD+) activity. Gene Ontology annotation, biological process: retinoic acid metabolic process. The record is from RefSeq and is a predicted model, not a curated record. The transcript is spliced from 7 exons. NCBI's taxonomy places the organism in Eukaryota, Metazoa, Chordata, Actinopteri, Centrarchiformes, Sinipercidae. The coding region runs from base 2853 to 4325 and encodes 490 amino acids.
UGGCACCAAAGUGUGGAGGAAAAACUUCUUUUUUUUUUUUUUCUGUCUGUCUGUCGAAGUACAUAUGUAAAAGUAAGUAGGAAGCGAAAAUGUAGAGGUGAUCAUUUCUCGUCAGGUUUGACAGUGACACAGCUGGGGUUGUUCCCGCUGGAGUGGAAAGCACCACAAACACACAUCACUGAUGCUGGUAUUUAAGGCAUUCUGCAGCACCAUACGGAGUUUAAAAAAACACUCACUACACUUAAAAGUAAACUUGUUUUCUGUCUCUAGCUGUGGACUCUGAGGUGAUAUACGCAUGUGUAAUUGCGGUGGACAAAGUUGCUCAGCACUUCCAGUUUUUGCUAACUUUUUCGUAAUUGUUGAGAUGGUGGAGAGACGAAGAUUUUCAGUUAAAGUGGUGUCAGAAAGACAGGAAUCAGAGGGGGAUCAGAAUUUAAUUAACGAUUUUUUUUUAUUAAUUAAUGAUUAAUCGAUGCAAAGAGUGAAAGGAUAUGAAUCCCAAGACAAACAGUUUCUGCCUUUAUUUUGUCUAUGCAGCUCAAAGGCAUCACCAUCCUGGUCAUAAAUAAAGCUCCCAUUUAUCUCAUCAUCUUUUUUAAUUCCUAAGAGAGAUGGCGAAAAAGAGCUCAAUGCUUUUCUGUUUUCCACUAGGAAAAAAAUGGAUGUAGAUGUGUUUGAGAAGUCUUUAACAGUUUAUAAACUCAAAAAAGCUCAAGAGCUCUGAGAGGAUCAAUCAAUUAUAUUGAUUUUUAUGUGGAUUAUGAAUCAAGAGAGACAAAAGUGUACCCUGCCUGUCUGCAAAUGCCAUACACUCACAAAAAGUAAUUGUGACACCCUCGGGGGGAAGACACGACAAAUUAAAAGAAUCAAAUAGCGGUAAAGAGUUGUCAAUUGAGGUUAAAAAGAAUUCCAAUCAGAUACAGAUGUAUAUAAUGGCAGAUAGUGUGUUUACAUUUGUGGAGGUUUCCCGGGGUGGGAUCUUUUGUAGAUAACUUUUUUGCAGGACUCCCGCUACAAAAACGUGUGACAAUGUGUUGCCAGAUUAUGUCUCUGAUUAACAGCAAUCUCUUUAGUUCCUGUAUGCAUACACAGGAAACACAUUGUGCAUGAAAGUUGGCUAAGGUUAGUUAUGCAGAGAAUGGACAGAAAAACAGAAAUGGUGUACAAUGCAAUACAGUAACCCUGCAAUACAUGCAAACUUUGUUCUGUCCUCUGUGGACCUGCUUUUAGGUGAUUCCACUAUCUCUGAUAUAGUUGACACAUACUGCUAAUUGAUAUUCAUCUAACUUAAUAUGACUCAUUUGUACAGCUGCCAUAGUUGCUGCCUGAAUUGCCACGGCAUCAGUCACAAACACUGCAAAAUUAUACACCGUGGCAGGGGCAAGGUCUCCAAAACCGUGAUGACUCAUUCCAGAACAACAUUUGGAUCAAGUAAAUACUUACAAACACUGACUGAAAGACACUUUGGACUGUAAGUGUCCAUGUCAGUGAUUGUUGUGGCUUCUUAAUUCAACCCAGUCAAAAGCCUCAUGAAAAGGAAUUUCUACCACAGUAGGUCCCUCAGCUGCCACAUGAUGGCAGCGUUCAGUAUCCUGCAAGGUCAACUACACAAACAGAUGCACACAGGCAUUCAUGAACAUGCUUGAGAAUUAUUCACAACACAGACAGAUCAGUGUGUAAUUAAUUAGUGCAAAAGUGCAGCUUUCAGCAGGCUAGCCACAGAAAUACAUAAAAUUAUGCAGUCAAAUAUGUGUCAGUCACCUUGGAACACCAUUGAAAUACAAAGCCUGAUAGUCUUUACAGACCUCUGAGGGGGCGCUGAGGCAAGAGGAGGAUGAUAAUAAGAAAUGCUGUUAAUGCUGGUGGCCCAUACCAUGAUGGUGAAUCACUUUUUCUGUAAAUGGAUGAGUAAUGCUGUGGCGUCAUCACCAGAAGCUGCCUUUCUGAAUAGGUACUUUCUAAAACUGACUGUCACAGUGAGUUUUUGUCAAACUUGUGUACGCAAACCUAAAACAAACCCUCAAGGCACCAUACUCUUCUUAACAUGUCCCGUGGACAACAGUAUGUAGUUUACUUUUGCACUUUUGUCAUGACAGAAAGGUGAGUUCUUCCGUGGCCCUUCCAGUGUGGGCGAGCAUUUCUCCUUGUGCUCAUGGGAAUACAAAACUUGAAAUAUGAGCUUUAGCCCCUGUAAUGUCCAGUUAGCCCGCACGUGACCAUGAAGAGUGUUGAUCUUUAACUUUUAAAUAGGAAAAAAGUCUUAAAGCAGAGAGACCUGGCCUUGGGCAGGCCGUACUGAUCCCACAGGCCCGCUGCUCUUCUAUCGCUGCAACAAAACUAUCUCACCUCGAGGUCCGUUUAGUAGCUGUUCUGGAGCCUUCGAUCAUAUCACGUGAUCUUCAGCAGAUGGAGUUUGCCCAGUUGAAAUGUAGACAUGUUUCCUGAGCACUUUGAGGGCAAUCUCACCUCUUGUGUAGACUUCUGUUCCCAAAGGUCAAGAUGACCUUAGAAGCUUAACGUUUACGUCGACACAAUGGAGAAGUCUACAUGUCACACCAGACUGGGCUCAAUGAAAAAACAAGUCCCACCAAAAAUGACCGCAAGUUAUCAUACCUGUACCUUCAUGUUUUUUUUGUAUAAUUAAUUUCUACACCUGCUUUGGAAAGAUUUUUUAAUGAACACUAAGUAGCCUACCACAAUGCUUUUAUUGUGAAACGUGCCAAGGAGGCCGCUGUAAAGUGGGAGGAUCAGUGCAAGGCAGUUGGAUCCAUGAGGAUAGAGACAUCGCCUGCAGCAGUCUGCUGUCACUUUCUCUGUUUUUUGUAUUAGUUUGGUAGUAUCGGUUGACAGCCAUGCCGAAACCCACUGAGCAGCGCUCAUACCUGGUUCUGGAGAACUACAUCGGAGGGAAGUUCGUCCCUUGUCGGAGUCACAUCGACUCCUACGACCCGUCCACCGGAGAGGUGUACUGCAAAGUGCCUGACAGCGGCGAGGAGGAGGUGGAGGCCGCGGUGGCAGCAGCGACAGAAGCCUUCCCCGGCUGGUCUGCCCGCAGCCCCGAGCAGCGAGCACAGGUCCUCAACAAGCUGGCCGACCUGUUGGAAGCUCACCUGGAGGAGUUUGCCCAAGCCGAGUCCAGAGACCAAGGUAAAACAGUAACAUUUGCCCGGACUGUGGACAUUCCCCGAUCGGCGUACAACUUCCGCUUCUUUGCGUCAUCGGUGCUCCACCACACCACCGACUGCAGCCAGAUGGACCACAUGGGCUGCCUGAACUACACUAUCCGCUGCCCUGUGGGAGUGGCUGGUCUGAUCAGCCCCUGGAAUCUCCCCCUGUACCUGCUGACCUGGAAGAUUGCACCCGCAAUCGCCACGGGCAACACAGUGGUGGCAAAGCCCAGUGAGAUGACCUCCGUGACUGCCUGGAUGAUGUGCAAGUUGAUGCAGCAGGCUGGUGUUCCUCCAGGAGUAGUCAACAUCGUAUUUGGCACUGGCCCGAGAGCAGGCGACGCCCUUGUUGGCCAUCCUGACGUCCCAUUGGUCUCCUUCACUGGCUCCACGGCAACUGCCCAGCACAUCACAGAGCGGAGCGCCCCCUACUGUAAGAAGCUCUCACUGGAGCUGGGAGGUAAAAACCCUGCCAUUAUUUUUGCUGAUGCAGACCUGGACGAAUGCAUCAAGACCACGGUUCGCUCCAGCUUCUCCAAUCAGGGAGAAAUCUGCUUGUGCACCAGUAGGAUUUAUGUAGAGAGGAGUAUUUACUCCGAGUUCCUGGAAAGGUUUGUGGCUGCAGCUAAGAAGUGGAAGACAGGUGUGCCCUCUGACCCCAGCAAUAACAACGGAGCGCUCAUCAGCAAAGAGCACCUGGAGAAGGUUCGAAGCUUUGUAGCACUCGCCAAAUCUGAAGGCGGUAUCGUCCACUGUGGUGAGGGGGUUGACCAGCUGGACCUCCCUGAGCGCAACGCCAACGGCUACUUUAUGCCGGCCACUGUCAUCUCAGGCAUAUCUGACAGCUCCUGCGUCAUGCAGGAGGAGAUCUUCGGCCCCGUCACCUGCGUCCGCCCCUUUGACACCGAGGAUGAGGCAGUUUCCAAGGGCAACGGCGUGCGUUACGGUCUGGCGGCCACCGUGUGGUCCCAGGAUGUGGGGAAGGUUCACCGGGUGGCCAAGCGGUUACAGGCAGGUCUGGUUUGGACCAACUGCUGGCUGGUGAGAGAUCUGAACCUGCCGUUUGGAGGGAUGAAGAACUCUGGUGUGGGGAGGAGAGGAGGGCAGGAUUCCUACCACUUCUUCACCGAGGUGAAGAGUAUCACGAUCAAACACUAAGGGAGGAAAGAAAAAAGGCAGCGGUGGCAAGUCUUGAUUAGAGGAACAUUUUCUGUUUCUGAGAAAGGUUUGUAGUUAGUCUUGACAUUCAUCAACCUCUGUCAGCAACUCUUAGGAAUUUCAACAACAAAUUUCUCCUCCUUGGAUUACUGGAGCCUAUAAUUAAGUCACAUUUGUAGAAUACAAAAGUCAGAGAAAGUCACAAUGGAACAAUACACAUGAAUAAACUAGCAGAGAUCCAAUAGAAAUGUCUAGUGAAGAGGAAAUAUAUCACAUAGCAAAACACUAUAAUAUUCAUACCCUUUUCAUUCUUUGCUGAAUAUUUUGUACCACCACUGUUGAGCAGUUGAAAAGCGUAGCGUGUUAGGGCAUAACAUUUGAAAAAGUACAGACAAAGUAAGGUAAAGGUAAAACCAGAUAAGGCAAAAAGCUUAUUUAUUGGCAAUUUCAAAGUCAAGAGUACAAUUUCUGAAUUUGGGAACAGCAACUUAAUCCAACAUCCUUCCUCCAACAAAAUUUACACUGGAGGUGCGUGUCCUGCAUGACACCUCAGGAAGUAACAUAAUCAUUAUGAAAAGAAGGCAUACAAACACUGAUAAUACUAAUAGAAAAGAGAACUGGUACAGUAUGUGCCUCAGGCUAACCAAACCCAAAAACCAAAUCAGUUCCUCAGAACAAAACUUUAUGGAUAUACUGGUAUUUUUUCAGUUGUUUUGUAACACAACUUUUGUCUCAAAUUAAAACAUCUUAUAUAAAUGCUA